AUGGAGCGCGCCGCGCCCUCGCGCCCCGUCCCGCUGCCGCCGCCGCUGCUGCUGCUGCUGCUGCUCGGCGGCCUCCCGCUGCUGGCCGCCCGAGUCGGUGCAGAUGUCUCCAUGGAGGCUUGCUGUACAAAUGGACAUCAGAUGGCCACUCAGCACAGGGACUGCUCGCUGCCCUACACCUCGGAAUCCAAUGAGUGCAGGAUGGUGCAGGAGCAGUGCUGCCACAGCCAUCUGGAGGAGCUGCACUGUGCCACUGGCAUCAACCUGGCCAACGAGCAGGACAGCUGCUCCAUGCUGCACAGUAACAACACCAGCCUGGAGGCCAUGUUUGUAAAGAGAUGCUGCCACUGUUGCAUGCUGGGAAAGGUGGCCCAGGCCCGGGAACAGAGCUGUGAGCCCAGCCUCCUGGUGGGCUACCAGUGCGGGCUGGUAUUCCGCGCCUGCUGCGUGAAGGGCCUGGAGAAUUCAGACUUUGCCCCUGGGGAUGGCAGGGACCUCCAAGAACCAGCUAAGAUUCCUGAGCCCGAGGAGGAACAAGAAGACCCCUACCUGAAUGACCGCUGCCGAGGCGGCGGGCCCUGCAAGCAGCAGUGCCGGGACACGGGGGAUGAGGUGGUCUGCUCCUGCUUUGUGGGCUAUCAGCUGCUGUCUGACGGGGUCUCCUGCGAAGAUAUCAAUGAAUGCAUCACCGGCAGCCAUAAUUGCCGGCUCGGAGAGUCCUGCAUCAACACAGUGGGCUCUUUCCGCUGCCAGAGAGACAGCAGCUGUGGGACUGGCUAUGAGCUCACAGAGGACAAUAACUGCAAAGAUAUUGACGAGUGUGAGAGUGGUAUUCAUAACUGCCCCCCCGAUUUUAUCUGUCAGAAUACUCUGGGAUCCUUCCGUUGCAGACCCAAGCUGCGGUGCAAGAGCGGCUUUAUACAGGAUGCUCUAGGCAGCUGCAUUGAUAUCAAUGAGUGUUUAAGUAUCAGUGCCCCGUGCCCAGUCGGGCAGACGUGCAUCAACACAGAGGGCUCCUACACGUGCCAGAAGAACGUGCCCAACUGUGGCCGUGGCUAUCAUCUCAAUGAGGAGGGCACUCGCUGUGUUGAUGUGGAUGAGUGCUCGCCACCCGCUGAGCCCUGUGGGAAUGGACACCACUGUGUGAACUCUCCCGGCAGCUUCCGCUGCGAGUGCAAGGCUGGGUACUAUUUCGAUGGCAUCAGCAGGACCUGUGUGGACAUCAAUGAAUGCCAGCGCUACCCUGGGCGCCUGUGUGGCCACAAGUGUGAGAACACGCCAGGCUCCUAUCACUGCAGCUGCUCGGUGGGCUUCCGGCUGUCUGUGGACGGCAGGUCCUGUGAAGAUGUGAACGAAUGCCUCAGCAGCCCCUGUAGCCAGGAAUGUGCCAAUGUCUACGGCUCCUAUCAGUGUUACUGCCGGCGAGGCUACCAGCUCAGUGACGUGGAUGGGGUCACCUGUGAAGAUAUCGACGAGUGUGCCUUGCCUACUGGGGGUCACAUCUGCUCCUACCGCUGCAUCAACGUCCCCGGAAGCUUCCAGUGCAGCUGCCCCUCGUCAGGCUAUAGACUGGCUCCCAAUGGCCGCAACUGCCAAGACAUUGACGAGUGUGUGACGGGCAUCCACAACUGCUCCAUCAACGAGACCUGCUUCAACAUCCAGGGCGGCUUCCGCUGCCUGGCCUUCGAGUGCCCGGAGAACUACCGCCGCUCCGCAGACACGCCCCGCCAAGAGAAAACAGACACUGUCCGCUGCAUCAAGUCCUGCCGCCCCAACGAUGUCGCCUGUUUGCGGGACCCUGUCCACACCAUCUCCCACACCGUCGUCUCACUGCCCACCUUCCGCGAGUUCUCCCGCCCCGAAGAGAUUAUCUUCCUGAGAGCCGUCACACCGCUGUACCCUGCCAACCAGGCUGACAUCAUCUUCGACAUCACAGAAGGGAACCUGCGGGAUUCCUUUGAUAUCAUCAAACGUUAUGCAGACAGCAUUACCGUGGGUGUCGUUCGCCAGGUGAGGCGGAUCGUGGGCCCGUUUCACGCUGUCCUGAAGCUGGAGAUGAACUAUGUGGUGGGGGGUGUGGUGUCCCACCGGAAUGUCGUCAACGUGCACAUCUUCGUCUCCGAAUACUGGUUCUGAGGGCUGGUCCACGACACAGCCAAGGGUACGCCGCCCCCCAGGCCAGGGCACUGCUGCCAGUGACAGACAGCUUGGUGCCCGUUUGUACCCCUCCGGCAUUUCUUACUGUUGUGUAUUGGUCUGUAGUGUUAAACCCAGUGUAUGACGCUGAGCCGCAUUGCUAAGUCCAGCUGGUGUGCUGUGAUGAGCCCAGCUGCUCAGCAGUUUUGUUGAAAACCUUGCUUACUUUUUAAUGCGAAGAUGAAAAUUUGCUGUCUUUCUGCGCCUGUGUGCUGGGCCUCGGGCCUUGCUAAGGACCAAGAAAAGAAAGCCAAUUUCUCAAAGGGGCUGUUGGCCCCAAUGUCAAGAAGUGGCCACGUCUUUCUUGCCCUGAUUGGAUGAAAGUUGACAUUUUGAUACUUUUCCCCCCAGUUGGGUUUUGGAUGUUCUCAGUCCGUAGCUGCUGUGGAGCGGCACGUGAGAAAAUGCACAGUAAAUUCUCCCAGAGCGGCCUGACAGCACGCCUCAGGGAGCACUUAGGAGGCAGACGGAAGUUCUGUUCAAAGGAAACCUCUGGGUAAAGACGGGGCUGUUAGGUUUGUGUGUGGCCCGGUGCAUUCACGGGGAGGGGGGGGAGGGGACUGGGUUUCCCUGCACCCAGCGCCCACCUUUUCCCACAGGUGGAAAAUAAACCUUUAUGACCCUC
This is a messenger RNA of Jaculus jaculus (lesser Egyptian jerboa), 2821 nucleotides long. It is a transcript of the gene Fbln1, whose product is annotated as fibulin 1. Gene Ontology annotation, cellular component: extracellular region. Bases 1 to 2136 code for a protein of 711 amino acids. Lineage: Eukaryota; Metazoa; Chordata; Mammalia; Rodentia; Dipodidae. The record is from RefSeq and is a predicted model, not a curated record. Gene Ontology annotation, biological process: extracellular matrix organization. The transcript is spliced from 17 exons. Gene Ontology annotation, molecular function: calcium ion binding; peptidase activator activity.